Molecule: messenger RNA, 12734 nt
Organism: Syngnathus acus (greater pipefish)
Lineage: Eukaryota; Metazoa; Chordata; Actinopteri; Syngnathiformes; Syngnathidae
Gene: dmd
Product: dystrophin
Exons: 84
Coding region: 166-11022 (3618 amino acids)
Biological process (GO): synaptic signaling
Cellular component (GO): plasma membrane
Molecular function (GO): protein binding; zinc ion binding
Source: RefSeq, a predicted model, not a curated record
GCUACUUCUCGGGCGUCAACGUCCCCGUCUUGGCUGGAGUUGGGGUCGCGCGUCCAGUCUGUGGCUGUUGCCUGUGGAGUCUUUGGGUCUAUCCAGCUCCCCUUUGGAUUAUACGAUCGUUUGACCAAAAACAUUACAUUUUAGACCCUGUUUCCCUGUGCACCUAUGGCGGAGGCUGUGCGACCCGAGGACUAUUGCGACGAGGUGCUGGAGGACGAGUUUGGAGUAAUCAUCAAGUGUCGAUCUGAUGAAAGAGAAGAUGUGCAGAAGAAGACUUUCACAAAAUGGGUCAACUCACAGCUCUCUAAGACAGGGAAACCACCUGUGGAGGAUCUCUUCUCAGACCUGUGCGAUGGACGACGCUUGUUGGAGCUCUUGCAGGGUCUAGUUGGAAAUGAGCUGGUGAGGUUGGAAAAGGGCACCUCACGGGUUCACUCGCUCAACAAUGUCAACCGAGCUCUCCAGAUCUUGCAGAAGAACAAUGUUGAGUUGGUGAACAUUGGCGCAACGGACAUCGUUGAUGGCAAUCACAAACUCAUUCUUGGCCUCAUCUGGAGCAUCAUUCUCCACUGGCAGGUAAAGGAUGUGAUGAAGGAGGUGAUGGCUGGCCUACAGCAGACCAACAGUGAGAAGAUUCUCCUGAGCUGGGUUCGUCAGAACACAAGCCAGUACCCUCAGGUCAAUGUGGUCAACUUCUCCAGCAGCUGGAAUGAUGGGCUGGCGUUCAAUGCCCUCCUGCACAGCCACAGACCAGAACUGUUUGAUUGGAGCUCUGUGGAGGCCAAGGAGUCGGCGAUUGACCGACUGGAACAUGCUUUUAGUAAGGCAGAGCAACAUCUGGGCAUCGACAGACUGUUGGAUCCAGAAGAUGUGGCAGUGCCUCAUCCCGACAAGAAGAGCGUCAUCAUGUACGUGACGUCGCUCUUCCAGGUGCUUCCGCAGAGCGUUACCAUGGAGGCUAUCCAGGAAGUGGAGACGCUGCCGCGGCCCGCUAGUUCUGCCAGCAGUUCCCAUGUAGUGACUGGGGAUCACUACCAGAUCCAGACCCAACAGCGCUUCUCCCAACAGAUCACAGUGAGUGUGGCUCAGGGCCGAGUGAGAAGUCCCUCCCCUCAGGCUCGCUAUAAAAGCUAUGCCUACACCCAGGCGGCCUAUGUCAAGUCUCCUGAGCAAAAGAGGAGGCGCUUUACUGAUCAGUUUCUGACUCCCAGCCAAGAGGAGCUGCAGCGAGGCCUCAGUCCUUUGCCUCCCGGCUCCACCACUCUGGAAUCAUACCAGGCGGCCCUGGAGGAGGUUCUGACGUGGCUGCUGUCGGCCGAAGAUGGACUCCAUUCCCAGCCCCCCAUCUCAAACAAUGUGGAGGAGGUCAAGGAGCAGUUCCACACACAUGAGGGCUACAUGGUGGAGCUCACUGCACAUCAGGGCAACGUCGGGCGUGUCCUCCGGGCCGGCGCCGCCUUGCUGGCUGAGGGCAACCUGAGCGAGGAGGAGGACGCUGAAGUGAGGGAACAGAUGAACCUGCUGAACUCUCGAUGGGAGCACCUGCGGGUGGCCAGCAUGGAAAGACAAAGCAGACUCCACCAGGUCCUCAUGGACCUGCAGCACAAGCAGCUGCAGCAGCUCACAGACUGGCUGGACGCAACAGAGGCGCGGGUGAAGAAGAUGGAGGCUCAACCGCUCGGCCCUGACUUGGAGGAUAUCAAGAACCAAGUGGAGGAGCACAAGCUUUUGCAGGAAGACCUGGAGCAGGAGCAGGUACGGGUCAACUCGCUGACCCACAUGGUGGUGGUGGUGGAUGAGACCAGCGGGGACAGUGCCACUGCUGCCUUGGAGAGUAAACUUCAGGUUCUUGGUGACCGCUGGGCAGCCAUCUGUAGAUGGACAGAAGAACGCUGGAUUCUGCUACAAGAGAUUUUAUUGAAAUGGCAACACUUCACAAAUGAACAAUCUUCAUUUGACUUGUGGCUAACUCAGAAGGAGGAAUUGGUUCGCUCGAUCAAGACCCCCGCUUCAAAGGACCAUGCCGGCACAAUGGCCUGCCUGCGCCAUCUCGCUAUUGUAAAGACUGAGCUGGACAUGAAGCGCCCCGCCCUGGAUAAGAUGUGCUCCAUGAGUCAGGACCUGCUGUGCAGUGUCAAGAACAAGGAGGUGGCCAGCAAACUGGAGGCCAGGCUGGAUACCUUUACUCAACGUUGGGAUCGACUGCUUCAAAGUCUGGAUCUCAUCAGCACCCAGCUCUCAUCAGUCGUCACCACAGCAGCCCCCGAGCCCGAACCGACCCACUCAGUCGCGACGAGUGUGACCAAGGUGACAACGAGGGAGAGCGUAUCUGCACUACGCCAAGCCCGAGAGUCACCGCCGCAAAAGAAGAGGCAGGUGGUUGUUGAUUCUGAACUCAGGAAAAGAUUUGAUGUGGACUUCACAGAGGUCCACAGCUACAUGACUCGGGGCGAGGCAAUCCUGCAGAGUCCUGAGUUCUCUGUGUCCCGCAAAGAUGGCAGCAUUCAGGACCUUUAUGACAAAGUGCAGCUGAUAGAACGGGAACGACCAGAGAAGUACCGGAAGCUUCAAGAAGCGACACGCACAGCACAGACCCUUGUUGAGCAGGAGGGGACUCGGGCUGAGGACAUCGCCCAGGCAGCCGAGCAGCUGAACCAGCGCUGGGUCGGCUUUUGUGCUCUGUUGGCAGACCGGCUGGUGUGGCUGGCCUACCAGACAAAGGUGCUCGCAUUCUACAGCUUGUAUGAGCAGUGUGUGCAAGCCGUAGAAGUCAGUGAGAACUGGCUCAAGGUUCAGCUGCCACCAUCGCCAGAACCCGAGACCCUCAGGGUGCAACUGGACCGAUGCAGAGAGGAGGUGGCCCGUCUGGCCUCUCUACAACCACAAGUGGAGCUCUUAGACAAACGUUUGAAGGAGCUGAAGGGGGGAAAAGAAGGGGAGGAGGACGCGUCGGCUUUCCUGGAUGCCGACAUCACCGUGUUCAAAGAACACUACCACAAAGUUCUGGAGGAUCUGAGGGCGAGAGAGAGGCAGCUGCAACUAAUUUUGGAGAGCUUGCCCCCAGCUCGUUAUAAGGAGACAAUUUCCUCGCUGUUAGCGUGGUUACAGGAAUGCGAGGCCAAACUGGCGAUCCCAUCCACCGCUGUUACCGAGUAUCCCAUUAUGGAGCAGAGACUGAAGGACAUGGAGGCGCUCCAGGUAGCGCUGACUAGUCACCAGGGGCAAGUAGACUACCUGACAUCUGCUGUGGAGCAAGUCUUCCAGAAAGCUCCACCUGAAAUCUGUCAGAAGUAUCGCACUGAAAUGGACAACAUCAUGUCACGCUGGAGGCGACUCAGCACCACGAUGACAGAUAACAUCAAGACAAUCAAAGAGCUUAUGGCCAAACUCAUGCAGUUUGAGAACGAUGUGAAGACGUUAAAGAAGUGGAUGGCAGAUGUGGAUGUCUUCCUGAAUGAGGAAUGGCCAGCGCUCGGAGACUCUGAAGCACUGGAGAAACAGCUUGAACAAUGCACAGCCUUGGUGAACGACAUCCACACCAUCCAGCCAAGUGUCAACGGAAUCAACGAGGUGGGCCUGCAGCUAAAGAAGGAGGCGGAGCCCCCUUUUGCCAUUCACAUUCAGAAAGAACUGGACGACCUGAACGCCCAGUGGGAGAACGUUUGUAAACAGGCUUAUGCUAAGAAGUCAGCUCUGAAAGGUGGCCUGGAUAAGACCAUGGCUCUGAGGAAGGAGAUGCAGGAGAUGCAGGAAUGGAUUAACCAGGCAGAGGAAGACUACCUGGAGAGAGACUUCACUUACAAAACACCUGAAGAACUACGCAAAGCUGUAGAAGAGCUCAAGAGAGCCCAGGAAGAGGUCCACUCCAAGGAGCUCAAGGUCAAACUCUUGACUGACAGUGUGAAUAGUUUCAUCGCCAAGGCGCCGCCCACUGCUCAUGAUGCCCUGCGCUCUGAGCUUGAUGUGCUGAAGGUCAACUACCAGCGCCUGUGCAGCCGCCUGGACGGAAAAUGCAAAACUCUGGAGGAGGUUUGGGCGUGUUGGUGCGAGUUGCUGUCCUACCUGGAGCAGGAGAACGCCUUCCUGGAUCAGCUGGAGCAAAAACUUGAUGAAACUGAGAACCUCCAAGGAGGAGCAGAGCUGCAGGAGGCACUAGAUGGACUGGAGGUGCUCCUGCAACACCCUGAGCACAACAGAAACCAGAUUCGGGAGCUGGCCCAGACUCUGAUGGACGGUGGUGUUUUGGAUGAGCUGAUUCAGCAAAAAUUAGACGCCUUCAAUGCACGAUGGGAUGAGCUCAUGGCGAGGGCAUCCCUCAGGCAGAAGGAGCUGGCCAAGAACCUCCAGUGGGCCCAAGAGAAUGACAAGACGCUCAAGUCCAUCCAGGAGUCGCUGGCCAACACUGACCGCCACUUGAGGGCAUACUUGGCUGACAACAUUGAUGCUAACCAGAUACCACAGGAGGCUCAGAAGAUCCAGUCAGAUUUGAGUGGCCAUGAUGCAUCCUUGGAGGAGAUGAGGAGGAAGAAUCAGGGAAAGGAACCGUCCCAGAGGAUGACUGGACAGAUAGACCUUACACAGAAAAUGCUGACAGACGUCUGGACGAGGUUCCGCCUCUUCCAGAAGCCGGCCAACUUUGAAGCUCGCCUGGCCGAGUGCGAACGAGUGCUAGCCGGUGUCAAAGGUCAGAUGGGGAUGCUGGAUAUUCGCAGCGUAGAGCAGGACGUGGUGCAGUCUCAACUGGAGCAGUGCAUGAAGUUGUACAAGGUGCUGAGCGAGGUGAAAGGCGAGGUGGAGACGGUGAUCAAAACAGGCAGGCAGAUCGUGCAGAGGCAACAGACUGAGCAUCCCAAAGAGCUGGACGAGCGUGUGACAGCACUCAAACUCCUCUACAACCAGCUUGGAGCACAGAUAACAGAGAGUAAACUGGAGCUAGAGAAGAGUCUGAAGCUGUCCAGGAAGCUUCGCAAGGAGCUCAAUGGGCUGACAGAGUGGCUCGCCGCCACUGAUGCCGAGCUGACCAGGCGCUCUGCUGUCGACGGUAUGCCCAGUGACCUUGAGGCUGAAGUGGCGUGGGCACAGUCCAUCCAUGGUGAGACAGAAAAGCGUCAGCCACAGCUGCAGGCCGUGGUGGAGCUGGCCGAAGCCCUAAAAGCCGUUCUUCGGGUCCACGGGAGCCUAGUAGACGACAAAGUCAGCCUGCUGCACUGCAACUGGAUCGCUGUCACAUCCCGAGCGGAGGAAUGGCUAAACUUACUGCUGGCCUACCAGCAGCAGAUGAGGAAGUUAGAUGGACAGAUCGAGGAAGUGAACGGAUGGAUAGACGGAGCGAAUCAAAAGAUGGAUGAGAUCGACAACCAGGGACCUAAUGAUGCUACGCUAAGGGUACUGCGAGGAGAGCUGGAGCUGACGAGGAAAAAGAUGGAGGAAGUGAAAAGUUUGGCACAAGAGCUGAUGACAACCAGAGGGGAGAAUUGCCAGGCCCAAGUGGGGCCUAAAGUGGAGCUUUUGACCCAGAGGUUUGACACGGUUGCGCAACGCAUCGCCUUUGGACAGACGGCAGCAUCAGCCAAAGAACUGGAGCAGUACCACCGUGAAGCUCAAAUCUGGUUGGAUCUCCUGGAGGAAGAAGCAAAGCAAGGGGAAAACCUCAAGGAAGAGGACUUCCAGGAAGGCAAGGACUGUGAGGAAGGUGCGGUGAAGGAGUUAUUGUUGAGAGGAGAGAAUCUGCUGAAGAGAGCCCCGGAUCAGGACAAGAGAGAACAGAUAAGACUGAAACAAAAGCAGCUCGGCAACAAGUACAACACUGUCAAGGACCUUCGCGUGCUCAGGAACAGGAAGGCGCUCGCCAUCGCCCCCCAGUGGUACCAGUACCGAAGGAAGUCGCAUGACCUGCUGGCCUGGCUCGACGACAUCCAGCGAAGUGUCGACCAGCUGCCCGACCCUCCUGAGUGCGAGAGGGUCAAGGAAAUUGUCUCACAGAUGUCCCAGAAGAAGGAGGCGCUUAAGGAGUUGCAGGGCUUAGCCAAUCAGCUCUCAGAGGCUGGAGCCGCCAGUCUCGUGGAGCCUCGGCAGCUCCAGCUCAACACACGCUGGGCUGAGGUGGAGAGCAAGCUCAAACCCUUUCAAAGACAAUGUGAUUACCUGGCAGAGCUGCAGGCGCUGUUACGUUACGUGGCCGAGGCGGACUUCAAACUGAACUCCCCAGAAUACUGGCCUGCAGCUUAUUACAAUUUACCUCAGCAGGAGCACUGCCUAAAGGAAGUGAAGGCAAUCGUUGACAAACUGCGUGGUCCAGUGGAGGUGGCGCUGUCUCGCAGACAGGAAGCGGCAUCUGCUGCUCGACCUAUGCAGGGCCAGCGGAUCCACGAAAGUGCCACCCUUCUUGGAACCAACUGGGACAAACUGAAUAAGCUGCACAAAGACCGGCUCAUGCGCUGGCAGGACUGCAACAGCAAGUGGCAGAAGUUUGUAGCAGACCAGAGGGAGCUUGAGGAAUGGCUCCAUGAGGCUGAGGGUGCACUCAAGAUGGCCGAGAGUGAGCCAGCAGCACAAAGACAGCACCUCAGGGAUCUGACAGAAGCCAUACCACUGCAGGAAGUGGUCUUGAACCAAGUGACCUCUGCGGGCGAGGACAUCAGCCGGAUGAGUACGCCAGAUGAUGUCUCCCGCCUCCGAGCACAACUCAAGUUCCUAAAUGCUCGUUGGGCACAUGUCUGCGAGCAGCUCAACGAGCGCAAGAGAAGAUCAGCGGAAGCGCACACGACAGCGACACAUCUACAGGAGACCCUGGGCUCGAUGCUGGGUUGGCUCGACAAGGCAGAGGGGGUUCUGGGCAUUCCUCUGCGGCCUGCUGAGCCUCAACACAUCAGAGACACGCUGGGCAAAGUGCAGAUGUGCGUGGAGGAACUUCCCAGCAAGAAAGCAGCAGUGGUAGAUCUGAACAUGCGACAAAUUCCUUCUGACAAGCAAAAAGACGUCAGGAUCAUCAACACUCGCUGGGAACAGGUGUCCAAGGCACUGCCUGAACGACAAAUGGAAAUUGAGAGUCUGCUCAAGGAAUUGGAAAGGCUUCAUGUUCAGUUGGACUAUCAGUCCGUCUGGGUGUCCAGAACCAGAACUCAGCUGGAACACAGUCGAGAUGAGCCCCCACCCGGUCUCAUCGAGGAAGUCCAAGUCAAGCAGCCCGAAGUUGAGUCUGUUCUUCAGCGAAUAAAUCAGUUGUACAAAGACAUUACUCCGCAUCAAUCAGAUAAGGCCAAGUUCAUGAAGAUGAGAGACGACUGGACUAUCAUCCUGGAGUUGCUGAGGCAGCAUCAGGAAAGGAAAAACCUCCUUGUGGCCAAGAAAUCCAGUGACAUGCUCACAGGGAGUUCCCAGGCUGAUUUUGCUGCCCUGGCACAGUUUAAUAAGUCGUGGGCGGAGCUCACCGACUGGCUGACCAUGCUGGACAACAUGGUGCAGAACAAGCGUGUAGUGGUGGCUGACCUGGAUGACAUCAAUGAAAAUAUUGGCCAGCUCAAGGCCUCCCUGCAGGAGCUAGAUCAGCGUCGCCCUCUGCUGGAGCGACAAGUCACUGCAGCCCAGAACCUAAAGAACAAAAGCAGCAACCAGGAUACACGGAAUGCUAUCACUGAGCGCAUUGACCGGCUUCAGACACACUGGGAGGACUCUCUGGCCAAACUCUCAGCCAGGAACAAGCAGCUUCACAACAUGCUGCAGGACUCCACUGAGUGGUUAAAUUCCAAAGAGAGGGCGGAGGCUCUCAUCAAGCGGGCCAGCGAGAGGCUGGAGUCCUGGCAGGAGGUCACCUACACAGUGGAUGCUCUUGCAAGACAGAAUGCUGAAAUUAAGGGCUUCGCAAACGACCUGCGACAGUGGCAGGGUCAAGUAGAUGAAACCAAUGCGUUAGCCGACAAAUUGUUGACACAAUACUCCAACGACGACACGCACAAAGUGACCCAAAUUAAUGACAACAUGAUGGCCAUCUGGACACACAUCAACAUGCGCGUUUCUGAGAGGGAGGCAGCUCUGGAAACGGCUCUGAAGCUUUUGCAACAUUUCCACCUGGAUCUAGAUAAAUUCCUAAACUGGCUGACAGAGGCUGAGACAACAUGCAAUGUUCUAAUAGAUGCCACCAAUGAAGAGAAACUGGCAGAGCAUCCUGAGGCAGCCCGUAAUCUUCUGGCACAAUGGAAGGACCUAGAGGCUGAGAUUGAUGGCCACACGGAGCUAUACCAUUCCCUUGACGAGAAGGGCCAGAGGGUUCUGAGCUCACUGGAGGACUCCGAGGAUGCCGUACUCCUCCACAGACGUUUGAACAACAUGAACCAACGCUGGACUGAUCUGCGCAGCAAGACUCUCAGCAUGAGGGCUCACCUGGACUCAGAAAUGGCACCUUGGAAGAGGCUGCAUAUGUCACUGCAGGAGCUGCUGAACUGGUUGAGGCUGAAAGCUCAGCAGCUGGAGCGGGAGAUGCCUGUAGGUGGUGACGUCCCUGCUGUCCAGAACCAGUUGGACACUCACCGGGGCUUCAGGCGGGAUGUACGAACCAAAGAGCCUGUUGUGACCAAGGCGCUUGAUGAUGUUGGAGUCUUCCUUUCCCAAUUGCCCCAAGAGCAGCCGUCACCCGAGCAGCGAGAAUUUGGUUCCCUGGAGCGUGCCCAAAACGUCGGGCGAAUCCUGCGCAAGGAAGCAAAUGACGUAAUGACCAAAUGGGAGCAACUUAAUAGCAACUCUGCUGAUUGGCAGAGGAGGCUUGAGCUUGCUCUGCAGCGGUUGAUGGAGCUCUUGGAUGUGGAGGACCUCGUGGAUGGGCAGCUGAGGCAGGCAGAGAUGGUGAAGGACGCCUGGGAGCCUGUUGGUGACAUUCUCAUCGACUCGCUGCCCAAGCACAUCCAAAGAGUCAAGGAAUUUCAGGAAGAGAUUGCACCCAUUCAGGAAGACGUAACGCACAUGAACCAGUUGGCCUCCACUUUCACUUUGCCUGAAAUUCAGCUGUCUGCCAGCAACUUGAAACGCAUUGAAGAACUCAACACACGCUGGAAAUUGUUGCAGGUCUCGGCCAGUGACUAUCUAAAGCAGUUGAUGGAUGCACAGCAAGACUUUGGCCUCCUUCAUGGAUCUGUUGACAGCCCCUUCGAGCAGAGUGUCUCUCCGAACAACGUGCCCUACUAUAUCAAAGAAAAGGCUGGACCUGACCUGAUGACCACGACGCUCCACCAGACCCAGACAACAUGCUGGGACCAUCCUAAGAUGGCAGAGCUCUAUCAAUCACUGUCUGACCUGAACAAUGUUCGAUUCUCAGCCUACCGAACAGCCAUGAAACUCAGACGCCUACAGAAGGCUUUGUGCUUGGAUCUACUGAACAUGCCAAUAGCCUGCGAAGUGUUCGACCAGCACGGCCUGAAGCAGAAUGAGCAGCUGCUCGACAUCUCCCAGGUGGCAGCCUGUCUGACCAGCCUGUAUCAGCGGCUGGAGCAGAGUCAUGCACACCUGGUCAGUGUCCCUCUGUGCGUCGACAUGUGCCUCAACUGGCUACUCAACGUCUAUGACACUGGUCGCAGUGGAAAGAUUCGCACCUUAUCCUUCAAAACUGGAAUCAUCUCACUCUGCAAGGCCCACCUGGAGGAUAAAUAUAGAUUCUUGUUCAGGCAGGUUGCAAGCGCCACCGGUUUCUGUGACCAGCGUCGCCUCGGUCUCCUCCUCCACGACUCUAUUCAGAUCCCUCGGCAACUUGGCGAGGUGGCAUCAUUCGGCGGCUCCAACAUCGAGCCCUCUGUGCGAAGCUGCUUCCAGUUUGCCAACAACAAGCCCGAACUAGAGGCUGCCAUGUUCUUGGACUGGAUGCGUUUGGAACCCCAGUCCAUGGUGUGGCUGCCUGUGCUUCACCGCGUGGCUGCUGCAGAGACAGCCAAACACCAGGCCAAAUGCAACAUCUGCAAGGAGUGUCCCAUUAUCGGAUUCAGAUACCGCAGUCUGAAACAUUUCAACUAUGACAUUUGCCAAAGCUGCUUCUUCUCUGGUCGCGUCGCCAAGGGACACAAGAUGCAGUACCCGAUGGUGGAGUACUGCACACCGACUACAUCUGGUGAGGAUGUCAGGGAUUUUGCCAAGGUGCUGAAGAACAAAUUCAGGACGAAGCGCUACUUUACCAAACACCCACGCAUGGGCUACCUACCAGUCCAGACCAUUCUGGAAGGCGACAACAUGGAAACCCCCAUCACACUGAUCAACUUCUGGCCCGUGGACCACGCACCCGGCACAUCCCCUCAGCUCUCGCAUGACGACACACACACUAGGAUCGAGCACUACGCCAACCGGUUAGCAGAAAUGGAGAACCGUAAUGGCUCUUAUCUGAAUGACAGUAUCUCACCCAAUGAGAGCAUUGAUGACGAGCACAUGUUGAUCCAACACUACUGCCAGUCUCUGAACCAAGGCUCUCCCCUCAGCCAGCCCCGCAGCCCGGCCCAGAUUCUCAUCUCCAUGGAAACAGAGGAGAAGGGAGAGUUGGAGCGGGUCCUCGGUGACCUGGAGCAGGAAAACAGGAAGCUGCAAGCUGAAUAUGACCGUCUGAAGAAGGCGCACGACAGGAAGGGUCUGUCCCCGCUUCCGUCGCCACCGGAAAUGCUGCCGGUGUCGCCGCAGCGAGCGCGGGACGCUGAGCUCAUUGCCGAAGCCAAGCUUCUGCGGCAGCACAAGGGACGCCUGGAAGCCCGGAUGCAGAUCCUGGAGGACCACAACAAACAGCUGGAGUCUCAACUGCAUCGACUCAGGCAGCUCCUGGAGCAGACGGACUCCAAGGUGAACGGCACCGCUUUGUCCUCCCCUUCCACUUCAUCUCAGCGCUCUGACUCCUCCCUGCCUCAGCUGCGCGUGGCUGCCAGCCAAACCACUGACACAAUGGGUGACGAUGACGAGUUUUCCACCCCUUCCCACGACGCAUCUGGACUGGAGGAAGUGAUGGAACAGCUCAACAACUCUUUCCCUCAUAGCCAAGGAGGGAGAAGGGGACACCAAUGAGAGGUCCUAGCAUUGGAUGUUUGUUCCACAUGGCCGACGAUCUGGGCCGCGCUAUGGAGUCCCUGGUCAACGUCAUGACGGAUGAACAAAGCGCCAUCAAGGACCCGCCCUUCUGACACUGCACCCCCAAGCCCCACGCAUCCACCUCCUCCCAUUUCUUAGUCAGUGGACCUGAAUUGGAGAAAGACUUUACAAACAAAAUAUAAAACGUCUAUUUUUGUGAAGGAUUGCGGUUCCAGCAAUGACUUAAGAUAAAAUUUAAACAAAAAAAGCAAAAAGUAACUUGUAGAUUUAGUAGUUUCUUAAAUGUCCCGAAGUCGUUUUAUUGGGGGAAAAAAAGGCUGGUUUUUAAACUUCUAUGCAAUUGUAUAAAAAAAUAAAUAAAAAAAGUUUCUCGGGAGAGGCAGGCAACAAAGAAAGAUAUGUGUGUUUAGUGUGGUUCUAUGUUUGCAUCGCUUUGUAACGGGAAAAUAAGCAUUUCAGAUGUUUGUAUUACAAAAAAAGAGAAUGAUUGUAAUAAUAAGGGUGUUUACUAAGAGGAAAAUGUCUUUAUAUAACAACGUACAAUACUGUUAAGGUAAUGCAGGCAUCCUGUAACUUUACAGUACGUUGUGUGUGUGUGUUUCUGUGUAUUGGUGGUCCCAAUGCAGUACAGUACUCACAUUUCUGUUUCCUUUGUCUCCAUCAUCCAUCUUGAAUAGGCUUCUCACUAUUUAAUAUCUGUAUCAAAUAACUAAUUUAGUCAUCCUUGGAUGAUGUGGGGGUUUAUGAGGGGAGUGAAAAGUGCAUGUUGGAAAAUAAUCAGACAUUGGGUUGGAUUUCAUGAUUUUCAGAACACAGUUUAUCUAUGUUAGUCACGGCUUUGAUACGUUGAGUAAGACUCAUGGCCGCCCAAACUUGAGUUGCAGUGUAGCCUUGCCGAAAGUGUUUAGAGAAUUUGAAAUCCUUUUGAUUUUUCGUGAAGGGUUCAUUUGCUUGAGAUUGUAAAAAACAUGCCGCUUCUUGCACUGGCACACAUUUGCAUUUAGUCACUGCCUGUCGGUUACAAACUGCACACUGGUUUUAGUUUUAUAGUUCAAGAUCUUCCUGUAUGUUUGUUUGUUUAUGAUUCGUUAAGGCUGCUCACUUUAGAAUGACUCAAAUUGAUCAAACGUUAUUUAAGUUCCCACUGAGUGCAAACUCUACUUGACCUCACUUAUGGAAACAAAUACAGAGGUUCUUGCUCUACUGUAGCCAAGUCCUUGAAUGGAGCUUGAAAUGAGAAUGUUUUGAAUGUAUUCACUGCAUUUGUCUUCUCUGUCGAGACAAUUCAACAGCGACUACUGCUACUGUCAUAGCUGGGACAUACAGUACCUGCAUAUUAUCUGUGUAUUCAUUUUAAUUGUGCUUAUGUCUUUGUUUUCAAAGUGUGAUUUGUUUUGAUGUUGUGGGGUUAUUACUAAGCAUGCAUGAGUGGCUAAAUGAAAUCCAUCUGUAAUCGAUGAAAGGAUGAUGAUAGACACACGCACACACAUACUCUGCUGCAUGACCCAUCAUUAUUUUAUUUUGAGCAAGACACUGAAUUAGUUUCUCGUUUUUAACUUUUGUGUCAUUCUUGCAACACAAUAUUUCGCAGCAUAUCAGAUUCCACCAACUAUAUGCCUUACUACUACUGUAUUAUAAAAAAAAAAAAAUGCUUUACUGUACAUCAAUAAAGCACGCAGUUACAUUGA